AUGAGUUGUCCUGAGAAACCAGAUGUACUUAAUUUGACUUCAUUGGAAGAAAGAAUGAUUUCACCUCGUAUUCCUUUUAUGCAAUUACGAGAGCUUCCUAGGGGAGGCCAACUAAGCAUACAUGGAAAUGUUGUUAAUGUUCCAGCUGAUGUGAAUUCAACUGUUAAUCUUUUACCAAGACCUGUUAAUGAACUGCAAACCAUUCCAAUAAAAUUUAAACGACGUCUCAGUUACAAGCGUCAUUACUUGUUCGAAAAUAUAAGACCAUUCAGGGUUCUGAAAGCUGCCCAAUAUCUAGCUUGUAGAAAAUAGCCCAUUGUUCAGAGAUGAAGGUAUAGAGGUUGAUAGCUGAUAGCUUGAAACAUAUAAGGAACAUAGCAUUGAAGGUGAGACGUCACAGUUAGACAAUGAGAAAGUAACUGAGGAGAAUGAACACUCUGAUGAAACAGAUGUUUGGUCUGAAGUUGAAGAGCGUCCUGCAGGAGUCAUGCAUACUUUGUUAAUUGAACCAGGUGUUAGUCAGAAUUUUCAUGAUGUUCUUAGCUUUGCACCAGGUGAGGGAAACAAACCUCUUGGGUUAUUCAUUGACAAAGAUUCAGAGUACUUGUCAUUUACAACUAUAUUCUAUGGAAAGAGGAGAAGUGAUAAUCAGGGUCGUCAAAUCCCUGUGCAGUACAGUACAAUUUGUAAAUGGGAAUUACGUUGUCAAGAUCGUAGAGUUGCUGCAUCGGUUCCCAAUAUAUUUUACAAACUGAAAAAACUUCAAAUCAAAAGAAUUCAGGAUAGUGCAGGUAUUUCAAUUCGAAAAUGUAAAACCAAGGGUAAAAAGUACACAUCAGGUGAUUUGAAAACAGAUGCUGGUGUGAAAAAGUUAAUUCAUCUCGAAGAAGGGCAUAGAGUACUUAGAAAUUUAAGAGGUUCACCCCCUUAUUUUGAAAAAUGCAAAAAAGAUUUGUUUGCAAUGAUUAGGCAACUUGGCAACCCAACAUGGUUUUGCUCAUUUUCUGCAGCUGAGACAAGGUGGCCCCAUUUGCUCAAAAUUUUAGGAAGGCUGGUUGAAAAAAACAAUUACACUGAUGAUGAAAUUAGUGGUAUGACUUGGCAAAAAAAGUCAGAGUUAAUUCGGAAAGAUCCUGUCACUUGUGCUAGAAACUUUGAGCACAUGUUUCGUUUAUUUCUAACAACUUUUUUUAAAAGUAAGCAAAUGCCUAUUGGUGAGAUAGAAGACUUUUUUUAUAGAGUUGAACUUCAGCAAAGAGGAUCUCCCCAUAUUCAUGCUUUAUUUUGGGUCAAGAAUGCACCCCAUUUUGGGAAAAAAUCUGAGUCUGAAGUUACAGCAUUCGUUGACAAGUAUGGCACCUGCAAAAGUGAUACACAAGGUGCUGUAGAUACAGAUCUAGUCAACCUUCAAUUGCACAGACAUGCGAAAACAUGCAAAAAAGGGACAAAAUAUCUGUAG
This is a messenger RNA of Paramuricea clavata, 1459 nucleotides long. Lineage: Eukaryota; Metazoa; Cnidaria; Anthozoa; Malacalcyonacea; Plexauridae. The record is from the annotation of a GenBank genome assembly.